This is a messenger RNA of Bubalus bubalis (water buffalo), 727 nucleotides long. It is a transcript of the gene NPB, whose product is annotated as neuropeptide B. NCBI's taxonomy places the organism in Eukaryota, Metazoa, Chordata, Mammalia, Artiodactyla, Bovidae. Bases 230 to 601 code for a protein of 123 amino acids. The transcript is spliced from 2 exons. The record is from RefSeq and is a predicted model, not a curated record. Gene Ontology annotation, biological process: G protein-coupled receptor signaling pathway; feeding behavior. Gene Ontology annotation, molecular function: G protein-coupled receptor binding.
GCGUGGGUGGGGAGGAAGGGGGCGUCGCAUUCCCCCAAGCCCUGGAGCAUCUUUCGCCAGCGUGCCCCUGUUCCCAAGAGGCUCUCAACCCCGCGCGGGCUUCUCCCUCCAGGAUGCGGAGGCCCGUGCAUCCCGGCGCCCGCCCUCGCGCCCCGCCCCGCCCCGCCGCAGAUAUAAGGCAAGGGUGCUGCCGUUCCGCACCCCGCCGCCCGCUGCCACCGAGUCCCCCAUGGCCAGGCCCACGAUGCUGGUGGCCGCCGCUCUGGCGCUGUGCUUACUGCUGGCGUCCCCUGGCCUCGCGUGGUACAAGCCGACGGCGGGGCUGGGGUACUACUCCGUGGGCCGCGCCGCGGGGCUGCUGUCCGGCUUCCACAGGUCGCCGUACGCACGGCGCUCCGAGCCCCGCGGGGGCACGCGAUCCCUGGGAGGGGUCGGCACCUUCCGGGAGAUGCGCCCCAACCUGCGGAGUCUCGCCGUGUGCGUCGAGGAGAUCAUUCCCAACCUGCAGAGCUGCGAGCCGCUCCCCGACGGCCGCGCCACUUUCCAGUGCAAGGCCGACGUCUUCCUGUCGCUCAGCGCCUCGGACUGUCGCAGCAAGUGAGCCCCGACCCCGGCACCUGGACCGGACCUGAAUGCCCCGGGUACCCGUGGGCCCGCCCCUGCCCUGAAGCUAGAUGGCACCCAGCACCGCCCAUCCAUCCCCAUAGUAAAUGGCUUAAUGAAUAAA